UUCAAUAUAGCCCAUGAGCCUCACAUUGGGUUAGAAACUUCAUUUCGGUGAUUUCAAAAGCUGUGACAUUCUGUUGGAAAAUACAGUGCCAUAAAUGCCAAAAAAGGAAAAAUACAAAUUUAAAACCUAGUUAUUAGAAUUUGUGAUAAUUUUCACAAGCUCAAGACAGUGAACUUGCAACAUAAGGAGUAACCAUGGAAACAGAACAUGAUAAGAAUGAUGAGGUGACAACAAGUUCAAGUGAUGUAUACUCAACACCAAUAGCUCUCGGAUUUGAAGUACUAACCGAGUCCUCACCAAGUUCAGGUCCUGCAGUAGUAUAUGGACCCUCUAAUUUCUCAGAAAUAGAACCAAGUACAUGUUUGGUCUCUUAUAAUAAAGAUGUGAGAGAUGCUGCAGCAGUGAGGGGUAGAUGUGGAUUAUAUAAUCUGGGGAAUACCUGCUUUAUGAACGCCGGACUUCAAUGUUUGACAAGCACCAUGCCGUUAGUCAAGUUCCUGCUUGGGUACUACCAGAACAGAAAAACCUUAGACGAUACGCUUUUUGGACAGUUUCAAAAGUUGUUUGCUAAGAUCUGGUCUGGUCAGUUUUCGAUUGUACAUCCAAAAGAUUUCAAGCAGACUCUUGGAAUAUACCACACACAGUUUCAGGAUUAUCGACAGCAUGACUGUCAAGAAUUCCUGGCUCUGUUACUGGACAGUUUACAUGAACAGCUCAAUUUUAAAAGUCAGUCAACCAAUCAGAACACUGAAGCUGGGCCUAGUUGUGAGAAACAACCAAUCACAUUUGAGCACAAUAUUAAUAACAGGGGCGCAUCCAAUCUUGGUGUUUCUGAAGGCGAAAACAGGGUAAAUGAUAAAUCAAAGAAUGCAGCAACGAGCCAUUCUUCCUUGACCUUUGAUAAUAUGAAAGAAUCAAAAUUUGUACAGUCAGAAAAAGUUAUGGGGGAUGAAUUGAAAAGUGACUAUUAUGAAAAGAGGAAAAGUGGGUCAAAUAUAGCGGGCUUCACUGUAAACCCAAUAUCAGAAGACAGUAACCAUUCCACCUUGUCUGAACAAAGUUCAGAGUCGGAACAAUGCUCUGUGAUGAAAAAUUUAAAGUUACGCUCAAGUCCGACUGUUAGUCAGUCGAGUGUUGGACUUUCUCCGAGGGUCGUGAACGAGUUAGGAGAGAAAGUCUGUGAUGUAACGUCAUCUGAUGACAUUAAUAUUGGUAAAAAUGAGAUUACUGAUGAGUGUGAAAGUUCUGGAAUAGAAGGUUUUAAACGUGUACACAGUCUGCAGGAUUUCAGAAGUAAACAAGAUGAAUGUUUGAAUGUUCUGAUGAAAGCUUCAAGUGAUAAUGAUCUAGUCAGUAAAGCAUCUGGUGAUGUUGAUGAAGCAGAUGAUUUUGAUUCAGGGUUUCGAAUGAAUGAUGAAACUAGUCAAAUGGGCCAGAAGAAUAAUGUGUCAGUAAGUCUGAAACCAGAGUGUUGUGAUAUUGAACAGAAAAGUUCAUGUGUAGAUGAGAUAUCAGAAUGUAGCUCGGAACCCUUCAUUUUAAACAAUGCAAUAUCGACUACAAGUGUACCGUCACUGGAGGACCUGUAUGCGAAGGAGACUAAAACACUGAACACAAAUGUCCUAGCUACAGAGUAUAUGGAAGAAUCUAUAACCACUGAUUCAGACAAAUUUUCAAAACAUGAUAACACAAGUGAAAGGAUUGAAAAUGUAGAUGAAGAGGAUUUGAUCAAUAAUGUCAUGGAAGUAACAACAAAGAAUGAUGGAUUUGAAAUGCCAAAGAAAGUUAAAGAUGUAAAUAUCAGGGCAGAUAAAAAGAGUAAAUCACCUAAAGGGGCAUGUGGAUCAAACAGUGGAAUGGGGUCGGAAAAGGAAGACUGUUUUUCUUUAAGCGGAGUGAAAAGAAUGAAAUUUGAAGGUACAGAGAAAAACCUUCAGAUGCAAGAAAUUUGUAAAAUUCAAAAAGAAGCUCUUAUAUCAGAAGCCUUGAAUGUUAAAAAGCCAAAAAAUGUUGAACGUGUUGAGAAAAUUUCAUGUACACGCGAAGCAAGCCCAAGUGUGGAUAGUGACAUUGAAAGUGAUAUGGUAGAAGAUCAAGACGAAGAUAAUGAGAUGGAGGUGUCUGAUAAUGAGGCUGAGGAAAUGUUACCUCAAGGUCCUAGAACUCUAGCUGAGGGUGCAUGUUACACGACGGCUGAAGUGCUAGCAGCUGAGGAUGCAUGGCAGAAAUACUUACGAAGGAAUGAUAGUAUUGUUGUAGACACUUUCCAAGGGCAGUUUAAAUCAACAGUUGUAUGUGCAAGAUGUAGCCAGGUGUCAGUUACAUUUGAACCAUUCAUGUAUCUCUCGGUACCAAUCCCUCAUGCCAUGGAAAGACAACUCUGCAUCACAUUCAUAUCAUUGAGGUCUGAGCCACUUCAUCUGUUGCUGGAAAUGCAUAAACAAGACAAGAUUCUCAAGGUGAAGCAAGAGCUGUGCAAUUUGAUUGGUGGAAAUCCCAGUGACAUCAUCAUUGCUGAGGUUCUUGACUGGCAUAUAUCAAGAAUUCUAGAAGAUAAUACCAUGCUUCGGUAUAUCAACGACUCAUCUAGAAAAAUGUAUGCUUUUGAAAUGGACCAAUCAAUGACUGGCAGUGCUCUAGAGAGUGAGACACCUUCUGGUCUGAAUGUAACGCCAGCCACUUCUCAAGACAGUAUUACAGCGCAGGCAGAUGUAUUUAAUGAUGUCGGAACAUUUUUCGUCAACAGUAAUGUGAAUUUGGGUUCUGACAAUUUCCCUGAAGCGAGCCCUUACUAUGAUCAGUCUGGGUCAGCAGAUUUUAAAAACACAGAAAACCUUGAUAUGGUUGGUACCAGUUUGUGGGAAUGGAACCAGGGUGGUUCCGAUAAAAGGAGAGGAAGCCUGGAAACAGAAACUGGUGAAAAUCCGGUGGUUGACAGCACCACUUCUGUGACUGGAUUUGAUAUAACGGAAGAUGUUGCAAGAGCAGAGAGUCACGAGACUGCAGAAAUGGUAGAGAAAUCCACGGUGACUAGCUCCACUGUGACAACAGAUGAUUGGAAAUCUUGUGCAAUUUGCCUUGAGGAAAUGCCAGAGAAUGAACUGAUGGUCCAUACAACAUGUGGUGGCACAUUUUGUUCUGCAUGUCUUGAGAUGUCAGCGCAGCAUUACAGGGAUUCUGUUUACUGUUGUCCUGUAUGUUCUACACCAGCAGAUAUGACUGAAGACUUUGUACCACUUACUAAUGCUGCCAACCAUAAACCAAAAACAAGGAUUGUUGCUAUUCCUAUAUCAUACCGUUGUGAGAAAGACAUUUCAGGGGCAAAUAAUCCAUACCUGUUUGCACAUCCGUCACUACUGAACCUGCCUAGUAACCUCACAGGACAGCAUAUCUAUACAUGUAUACGUAGUGUCAUACCUGAUUUACAGGACUUCAAAAUAUUGCUCACUGAUGGAACGGGUCUUCACUGUUCCCGAUGCCUCUACAUGGAACACUGUUCAGGCUGUGAAAUACCUCAAGACGGUGAAGCUAUAUUACGUCCCGGCGACCAUCUAGCGGUCAGCGUGCAAUCUGUUACUGAAGAACAAGUUGUAGGGUAUCAGAGGUUAAUGGAACAUAAAUCAAUGGAGAAACAGAGCUCUAAUGAUCCAAUUACUCUCUUGGACUGCUUCAGGGCUUUCACUCAAAGUGAAGAGUUGGAUGAACACAACCCAUGGUUCUGUCCUCACUGUAAGGAGAAUCAGAGAGCAAAGAAAACCAUGACAGUUUGGCAGUACCCAGAUACACUCAUUAUACAACUCAAAAGAUUUGUAUUCCACGAGUUAUCAAGUACGAAAGUCGAUAACAAAGUGGUGUUCCCAAUUGACAAUCUUGAUCUCAACGAAUUCAUAUCGGGACCAAAGACAAAGAACCUCAUGUAUAAUCUCUACAGUCUUGUUUGUCACUUUGGGGGUGCAAACUCGGGUCAUUAUACAGCGUAUGCUAAACAUCCAGUGGACGGGCAGUGGUGUUACUACAACGAUGAAACUGUUACAGAAAGUAUCCCUGGUGACGAGGAGUUUACGAGUACCUAUGUUCUCUUUUACCAAAGGAAAGGUACAGAUAAAGCUCUUCAGAUUCCAGAUGACCUUGACCUUGCAUUUGAAGCAGAAGGCACUGAUUCUGUCGCUAGUAGCAGCAUUCCCAAUGUGAUUUUCCAACCUCCUCAGGAGGACAUAACUCUAAAUUUGAACAGUAAAGCAGCAUCUACAUCCAGUAACAUAGCGCCACCUACAUCCUGUCAGACAGCUACAUCUACUUCCUGUCACCAGGUGGCAGCUUCUUCAGGUGCUUGUGACUUGUUUGAUUCAGCUGACCAAUCAGAAAGAAGAACUGAAGAUUACACAGCAGAUUCAAGUUGUGUAAGGGCGGAGCUUGCUGAAGCAGACAGCACUGGGCCUACAUACGAAUUUUAUUCCUAAAUUUGAAUGAUCUUCAUAACAAAAACAGAGUUAUCAAGUUUUUUAAUUACCUCAAGUUUUUUUUAUCUAAUUAUUUGAUUAUGGAAAUGUAAACUUUUGAACAGUGAACAGAGAUUUAUACCUGUCUGAGAAUAUUACAGUUAAGUUGAAAGGAAAUAUUUGUUGUUGAUGAGAGUCCAUUGUUGGCAGUAAUUAUGGUAAUUUCUGACUGAUAGUAAUUUGCCCAUUGUGUUAUUAUUAAGUGUUUUUAGCUCGACUAUUCGAAGAAUAGUCUAGCUAUUCUACUCACCCGACGCCGACGCCGGCGUCACACCUUGGUUAAGUUUUUGCAUGCAAGUACAUACAGCUAUCAUUUAAAGGCAUAUAGCUUUGAAACUUAUUUAUUCUUUUUCUAGGUCAAUUACCAACCUCACUGGGUCAAGUUCCAUAACUCUAACAUGUAUUUUGAGCAAAUUAUGCCCCCUUUUGGACUUAGAAAAUUCUGGUUAAAGUUUUACAUGCAAGUUACUAUCUCCAAAACUAAUGCAGAUAUUGAAUUGAAACUUCACAUGUGUCUUCGGGGUUAUAAAACUAGUUGAUAGCACCAAGUCCCAUAACUCUGACCUUCAUUUUGGCCAAAUUAUGCCCCCUUUUGUACUUAGAAAAUUUUGGUUAAAGUUUUGCGUGCAAGUACAUACAGCUAUUACUAAAAGGCAUAUAGAUUUGAAACUUAUUUUUUCUUUUUCUAGAUCAAUUACCUACCUCACUGGGUCAAGUCCCAUAACUCUGACAUGUAUUUUGGCCAAAUUAUGCCCCCUUUUGGACUUAGAAAAUUCUGGUUAAAGUUUUGCGUGCAAGUACAUACAGCUAUUACUAAAAGGCAUAUUGAUUUGAAACUUAUUUUUUCUUUUUCUAGAUCAAUUACCUACCUCACUGGGCCAAGUCCCAUAACUCUGACAUGUAUUUUGAGCAAAUUAUGCCCCCUUUUGGACUUAGAAAAUCCUGGUUAAAGUUUUACAUGCAAGUUACUAUCUCCAAAACUAAUGCAGAUAUUAAAUUGAAACUUCACAUGUGUCUUCGGGGUUAUAAAACUAGUUGAUAGAAUCAAGUCCCAUAACUCUGACUUGUAUUUUGGGCAAAUUAUGCCCCUUUUGGACUUAGAAAAUCCUGGUUAAAGUUUUGCGUGCAAGUACAUACAGCUAUUACCAAAAGGCAUAUAGCUUUGAAACUUAUUUAUUCUUUUUCUAGGUCAGUUACCAACCUCACUGGGUCAAGUUCCAUAACUCUUAACAUGUAUUUUGAGCAAAUUAUGCCCCCUUUUGGACUUAGAAAAUUCUGGUUAAAGUUUUACAUGCAAGUUACUAUCUCCAAAACUAAUGCAGAUAUGGAAUUGAAACUUAACAUGUUUCUUCGGGGUUAUUAAACUAGUUGAUAGCAUCAAGUCCCAUAACUCUGAUAUGCAUUUUAGUCAAAUUAUGUCCCGUUUCGAACUUAAAACUCUUUUGAUAUUUAACAUUUUGGGUAAUAAUUUCCUGCUUCUGUGACAAUAUUUCGAAUAGUCGAGCUUGGCUGUCUUACGGACAGCUCUUGUUAUUUAAGUAUUACUAAAUGAAGUUGCGUAGACAGAAAUUGUACAUUUUUGAUACUGGAAUGAAUUUUCCUUGAAAUGGUCAUGAAAGGUGUAACUGAGCUAUGUUGUUAUUUACUGAAAUGUUUACAAAAUGACCUUUUUUGUGUUUUUGGUUUUGUUGUGUUGAAUUUAUUUGUGAACAAAUGUUGUUUUUACCCUUAUAAUGCAAUGAUAAAUGCUUGCCAAUGGCUUUAUUUUACAAUCACAUAAUUUCUGUAUUUGAAAAUUAAAAAUCAGAAAGUAUGCAAUCUAGUUUGAAGUCAUUUUACAUGAAAGAAGUCAUUUUUGGUAGACCUUGUUUUGAAUGUAUCUUUUAUUGUAUGGGAAUUCCUUUUCUGACUGGUUACUAUAUCAAUCAGUAAGUCUGUAUAAAUACUUUUUGUAGUUGCAGAUAGAAACUCUAAAAGUUAUGUUUGUUUCAAAAAGUUUUAAAAUAUGAGAAUGAUGUGUUUAUUAUUUUUCUUUGCAUCGUUAGAGAAGUUUUCAAGUUAUAUCAGUAAUUAACUACUGGUCUUUCAGCACAGUUACUUAGUGACAUGUGAUUCAUCAGAAUAAUAUUAUGUGUAAUAUUUUCCCUAUUUAUCUUACUUUAUAUGUAAGGGUCACUGACUUGGGACAACCUGCCCCCGGCCACUUAGGGUUGGAAAUUUUUUAUCAGACUGUAGACUGAAGUCUUUCAUCUGAGGAACCUGUCCAGCUGGCUUACAGAAGCCCAAUAGUUUCACCCAGGAGCCUGCUUGCACCUGAAAUGAUUGUGGUUGGGGCAUAUGAGGUCUUUUUCUGUCUUCAAAAGCUGGAAAAAUGCAUAUUACCUAAAUAUAUGUUGGUGUGUCUUAGAUCCUGCAAAACACACAAGACUUACUUGAUAGGACAAAAUUUCAUAUGUGUGAUAUCAAUUUAGUUUUUUAUUUUAUUUUAUUUUUGUUUUGUGAUAUUUUUUGUCCAUUUUGUAGUAUUUGCACUUUUGUUUCCGUUUAUGCUUAAUUUCUCAUUGAUUACUUGUUUGAUUAUGAAAGUACUACAUAUAUACCUUUUUUUGAAAUAAAAAAGUACUAGAAUUCCUGAUUUGGGAUGCACAAAUCAGUAUGUUCUAGAUGGGUUCAAACCUUUGUCAGUCAGUUUUGAAAAUUGUUGAAACAUGAAUGAGUGUGCAAGAGAAAUCUGUGACUGGUUUUUCAUGAAAAUUGUAAUAGGAUAAUUAGGACCAGAGAUGAGAAAUUUAAAGGAUUUCUGAUACUUACUAAUGUUGUGAUACAGAGCAAGAUGUAAUAUUGUUUUCACCAGAACAAGGUGUUUUUGUUUUUCUACAUAUCAAAUCGCAAAAAAAUGUUCCUUCAUUGCCUUUCAAAAGAAACUUAGUUCCAAUGUAACUUUAGUUUGCAGCAAUGUAAAACCCAGCUCAGUCAGUCAGCCCAACCUGAGACAGAGUGGCUUAAAGGGAAAGGUUGUGUUGUUUUACUUGCUAUUUCUGUCUGAUAGUUCAUCUUAUUUCAUUUAAGGAAGUGAACAAAAUUUUUAAUCUUCCUGAUUGGUUUAAGAAUGAAAAAGUUACAAAUAUUUCAGUUUUUGAUAAAAAAAAAAUACUGUCAUUUUGUUUCCAUAGCAACAUAAAACAAAAUGGCAUAUUUCAUUCAUUUUCAUGAAAGGCAUGACAAAACUUUCGUACAAGUCCUAAUUAGUUUUAGGCAUUCCUUUCUCUUUAAAGAGUGACUUGUUGUCUCAAAUAUUUCCUGUAAUUCAAUACAAUUGAGUGAUACCCCUUGUAACAUUGAAGAAAAAAACAGUUUAUGAAUCAUUCUGUUGUUUACACACAUGUUCACAUGUUUCUUAUUACUAAUUUAUGUAUUUAUAUUUAUAUCUCUUUGUAUUGAUUGACAUUGUAUCAGAGAAAUAAACAAAAAAUAUUUGUUGAUCAAA
This is a messenger RNA of Mercenaria mercenaria, 7986 nucleotides long. RefSeq lists its product as uncharacterized. Gene Ontology annotation, biological process: protein deubiquitination. Gene Ontology annotation, molecular function: cysteine-type deubiquitinase activity. The record is from RefSeq and is a predicted model, not a curated record. The transcript is spliced from 18 exons. The coding region runs from base 195 to 4460 and encodes 1421 amino acids. NCBI's taxonomy places the organism in Eukaryota, Metazoa, Mollusca, Bivalvia, Venerida, Veneridae.